UUUGACCCCUCAUUCUCGGAAAUGCGCACGCGCAGAGCUAGUUGCUAAAGUUUUUCCGUGUGGGUCUCUGAUGUCACUCAAGGGCCAGCUUGGGACUAAACCAAUCCUCCAAGAGAGGGGGUUCAGAAGCAGCGGACGCCGGGUAUUUGCUCCCCGUAGGCAGGGUGGUGGACUCUCCAGGGAGGGCGGGCUCGUUGCUCUCACUCUUUCCUCAGCGUCGCCUUCAGUUCGCUCAGUGAUGGGGCGGGAUCAGCCGGGCCCGCCCCUCCUCGCGCUCCAUCUGUCCUCCCAAGGAUUUUGGAAGUUGGUAUGUGCCGGCAGCGCGCGGGAGGCUUGAACAGCUGGUCUCGGGCGCGCGCGCCGCAGCCCUGCCGGCAGAUCUCUAGUCCUAUCCGGCAGGCCCAGCCAUGGAGAAGGAGCGAGAGGAGCAGCAGCAGCAGCUCCGGGCCCUGCGGGCUGAGAUCGCGGCGCUGCAGCGGCGCCUGGAGCAGACGCAUCCCGCCGCCGCCCUGGACCCGGAGCGGGACCCAGAGCUGGAGAGACGGCGUCCUGCUGGCGGCAGGGAGUCUGCGGGGGACCUGGAAGGCCAGCUGGGGCGCGCGGAAUCCGGCCUUUCCUUCCUCUCCCGGCUCACUGGCAUCAGCAUCGCGGACUACUCCAUGGCCAGAGCACAGCUUCCAGGGAGCGGCGGGAGCGCCGGGGAGAAUGGCCUGAGAGUCCUGCGAAAGGGCCGCCUGGCAGGGCAGUGCCAUGCUGUUCCCUUCCAGCUGGAGUUCCAGCUUCUGGAAAUGCAGAGUGAAGAGAGCUCCUCGGCCGCCAUUACAGACCUUAGCAUCGUCCUGGAGCCCAUGGAGUACAGUGCGCUCAGCAGAUUCGUGGCCCGGACCGAAGAGAAACGGGACCUUUUCCUGUUUUUCAGAAGCCUUCACUUUUUUCUGGAGUGGUGUGAAUACCGUCAGCGGACAUUCCAGUACUUCAAGCUUAUCACCCGUUGGGCGUGUGUGUGUACGUGUGUGCGCGGCCCGCGCCCAUGCCCAACCACUGCUCUUCUGGGCCUCCUUUUCACCUGGAGGAAUCUCCUUCCCUGGUCAGUCAUCGAUCAGCAGGUGUUCUAAGCAUGUCCUUUGUGCCGGGCCCUGUGCUAAAGCGCCCUCCUCCCUGCCCUGGAGGGGCUUACUUUCUGGGGAGGGAGCUGGGGGAGGAACCAUAUCCAUACACAGGUAUAGACAAAGAGGCUUUGCUUCCCCAUUGGCUGCUUGGGUCACUUCAUCCUGCAGGACCUUUUGGAAAUACAGUCAGACAAGACCCAAGCCCACGUGAAU
Messenger RNA from Phascolarctos cinereus (koala), 1322 nucleotides. It is a transcript of the gene CENPP, whose product is annotated as centromere protein P. Lineage: Eukaryota; Metazoa; Chordata; Mammalia; Diprotodontia; Phascolarctidae. The record is from RefSeq and is a predicted model, not a curated record. Gene Ontology annotation, biological process: CENP-A containing chromatin assembly. Gene Ontology annotation, cellular component: nucleus; chromosome, centromeric region.